Paramecium pentaurelia is the source of this 1600-nucleotide messenger RNA. The record is from the annotation of a GenBank genome assembly. Lineage: Eukaryota; Ciliophora; Oligohymenophorea; Peniculida; Parameciidae.
AUGGGAAUUCCAUAAUCAAAACAAAGUUAAUCUCAACUUUUUGAAGAAACACUCAAAUAGUUCGAUAUAAUAGACAAAUAAUAAACAUUCAUACUAUUCUAGAACAAAACAACUAUGCAAAAAUUAGAAUUUUGGACUUUCAAAUAUCAUGAUGAAGACUCUUUUAAAAGGGCUGUAAAAGACUUGAAUUAAACCAAAGCUUGUUAAACUCUACUUCAAAUUAUUAAACAAAAUACUGUGACUCAUGAUGAAUUCUGUUCUACCUUCUAUGAACUCCAACUGCUUGUUGAACAUCCAGUCCAAAGUUUUGCUGAAUACCUUUAAAACAGAGGAUAACAAGAUUAUUCUUCCAAAGAAUUAUAUCAUUUAAUUGAUUGUGUAGUAUUUGCAUAAUUAAAUCUUGAUAAAAAACAAUACAUAGGAUUCAAUAAUUUAUGGUAAGGUGAAAAUGAUGUUUGGAAAUUGAGAAGUUUUGAUAAUUCAUAUAGACCAAUUGAUUUCUGGGGAAAAUAAAUGCCUCAUUUAUAUCCAGCACCAGAAGAACUUAAGAUAGAUCCAUCAAUUAAAUAUUCAGUUGAAAAAGCAACCAUCUUCACUUUUGGUAUGCUUCUACUUCAUGUUUCAUUAGGUAUUUAAUUAGUUUAAUUAAGCAUAGCUAAAUCAUGUGAUUCUCUUUAUUAGAACAAUACAAUUGAUCAAUAAAGAUUGACAACUAGAAUAGCUGAAUUUUAAAAGAUUUAUCCUAGCACUUUGUCAGAUAUCAUAACUAAUAUGCUCUAAUUAGAUCCAUUUCAAAGAUAUAAUUAUUAAGACAUUCAAAAUAGAUUAAAAGAGGCUUAAUAAUGUAAAAUAAUUGAUAGCACUAAUCUUCUAUUAAAGAUUCCCUAAUAGAUCAACAGUUAAUCAAAGUUCUAAGGAAAUCCAUACAAAUCACCUGUAGAAACUUCAAGAUUAAUUAAUAUUCCAUUAUAUCCAGAAUAACCAUUUAUAAAUUCAUAAUCCAUACCUGGAAAUAAUAGUUUAUAACAUUAUGGCAAUUCAAUACCAUAAAAUAACUAAUAAUUGAUAUAAACAAUUACAUAAUCAAAAUAAUAAUAAUUUGAUAAGUAGUAACCUUAACCAAUAUAAUCAAAUCGUUCCCUUUCACCUUAUCAUAGUCGAAUAAAAUAAGAUAAAUUAUAAUUUGCUGAUGGAAGAUAUUAUGAAGGAGAAAUCAUGAAUGAAUAAAUGAAUGGAUAAGGAAUACUUUAUUAUGCUGAUUCUUCAAUUGAAUAUGAAGGUUAAUUUAUAAAUGGUUAAUUCCAUGGUUUUGGAGUGCAUUGUAAUAAUAAUCCUGAUAUCAUGGAUGCUUUCCUUAAUAUUAAUGAAUUCCCUGGUAUUUUGAAUUAUUGGGUAAAAUAUGAAGGUGAUUUCUAUUAAAAUAAGUAAAAUUACAUUAUCAUUAUUAGGAAACAUGGAAUUGGUAGUAUUACUUUUUCAAAUGGUGAUUGUUACAUAGGUGGAUUUCAGAAAGAUCAAAUGGAUGGAAGAGGUACUUACACUUAAAAAUACGGAUAAACUUAUAUUGGAUUUUGGGAAGGCAAUAAACUAAAAUAUUGAU